AACAAUAGAUCCUGGUACACACACUCAAAAGAAACUAGCCUAGACAGCAUCGUUGAACUGCAUUCUCAGCCUCAUCGCCUUGGGCAAGCCCUUCUGGUUGGCAUCAAUGGCCCUGAGGGGUCGAGUUCGGGUUCUAACCAGAGCCACCCUUCAUCAUCUCACUUCAACUCCAAAACCACCAUCACCACCAACUUUGCCAACACAAAAAUCCCACUCCUUUUCAUCAACAACAGCCCCAACUGCUUCUCACCAGUCCCACUACAGGAAACAGAUUUCCCUCGCCAAUGUCCUCCAAAGGUACGGUUUCCCAACCUCACAACUCCACAGUUUCCUCACAAGACACAGUUUUUUACUCAACAUCACUUCACAUGAGCUCGAAAACUCUCUGGGUGUUCUCUUAAAACUUAAAAUUCCACAGAAAUCUUUGGUUUCAUUGAUAUCUGACUGUCCUGGGGUCUUGGAAUUUGAAUUCCUUAGGAAGUGGGAAAUGGGUUUAUCUGAAUUCGGGUUUUCGGGUGCUUCCCCGAUGAUGAUCAUGAAUGUGCUCGAACUUGCUAGGAGAUUCCAGUUGGACCCAGAUGGAUUUUCUAGGAGUGUUAAGGUUUUGAGGGGUUUUGGGGUUACUGAUGGUGCUGUGAGCCGGGUUUUAGAGGGUUUUCCUAGAGUAAUUAUGAUGAAUGAGAAGGAAAUGCAUCGGAGAAUUGAAUUCUUGAUGGUAAUUGGGAUUCCAAGGAAUGAACUUGAUCGGGUGUUUCGUUCGUUUCCUAGUAUUUUAAGAUUUGGGGUUGAAGAUAGGUUGAAGCCAUUGCUUUCUGAGUUUGGGGGUUUGGGGUUUAGUGAGGAUUUGAUUAGGAAAGAAAUUGUUAGGGAGCCGAGAAUUCUUGGUAUGGAAUUGGGAGAACUUUCACGGUGUUUGGAAUUGCUGAGGACUUUGAAAUGCCGGGAGCCAAUCAAGGAGAAAAUUUUUAUUAAAGGAGCAUUUAGAGCUGGGUUUGAAGUGAAACUGAGAGUUGACUGCUUAUGCAAACAUGGUUUGAUUCGGAGAGAAUCUUUUAAGGUGUUGUGGAAAGAGCCAAGAUUGAUUAUAUAUGAGAUUGAGGACAUUGAGAAGAAGAUAGAGUUUUUGGUGCAUAGGAUGAAAUUCAAUGUUGGUUGCUUGGUUGAUGUACCUGAGUAUUUGGGUGUGAACUUUGAAAAACAGAUUGUUCCUCGAUACAAUGUGAUCGAGUAUUUGAGAGAAAAAGGUGGGCUUGGUUUUGAAUUGCAGUUGAAGGAUUUGAUAAAGCCAAGUAGGCUUAGAUUUUACAAUCUUUAUGUCAAGCCAUAUCCGGAGUGUGAAAAAAUGUUUGGGAGAUUUUCAGGUAGUGUUGAAGUUAAAAGCCAACAUCCAGUUGGUCUUUGGAAGCUCUUUAAGGCACAACAGCACUCAGACUCCAAGGAAGAUGUGAUAAACAUGAAAUGCUUCAUGGAAUCACUAGGUUAAAGGAGGAGAGAGAGAAGAGAUUGGUCUCAUGAAGUGCUUCAUGAAUCAUCUUCGUUAUCUGAAUUGAAGAGUUCAUGAUUGAGUUUUUUCUGUUACAUUCUCAAUGAUGAAGUUUGAUUUCAUGAUUAUUUUUCUUCUAGUGUUUGGUAAAGGAUCCCUGCAUUGUAUGAGAAUGUAUUCUGCAGACAUUUCCUGACUUGGCUUUUGAUAGAUGCUCUUUUGGAUGCAUGCAAACCUCUUGUUGAAGUAGCAGGAAUACAUUACUGUUGGGACUUAACUUACUACUCAUAAAGGAAAUUUGGUGGUGUGCUUGCUGAUAUGCAUGCUAGUUAAAUGAAUGGCUGAUGUAACAUUGGAUGAGCAAGAGACUAGAGGAAGUGGAUUACAAGCAACUUCAGGAAAGUAAGCUGUGGGGCUGAAAUUUCUGGUUCUUUUCUCAAUGUUGCUGAUUUACUUGGCUCGUAGUUGUCACAGAAACUAGGUUGCAAUAUUAAUCCUCCUCCUGCUUCAUAAUUUUUGAAGCACAUUGUACUGUUCAGACCUUUACUUUCUUUAUGCAAAAGAGGGUGGCAAUCAGCAAAAAUUGGAUGCUGCGCCACUCAUUCACUGACCUGUACAUUAUACUUGAUUUAGCAAAUUAGUUUGUAAUUAUACAUAUAAGAAAGAAGACUGUGUGUAAUUUUAUUAAGAUUGUUUGUCUUGCACUUAGGGAAUAUUGCUCGAGCAGAUCAAC
Messenger RNA from Quercus robur (English oak), 2216 nucleotides. Its product is annotated as transcription termination factor MTERF15, mitochondrial. Gene Ontology annotation, molecular function: double-stranded DNA binding. Bases 107 to 1483 code for a protein of 458 amino acids. Gene Ontology annotation, biological process: regulation of DNA-templated transcription. NCBI's taxonomy places the organism in Eukaryota, Viridiplantae, Streptophyta, Magnoliopsida, Fagales, Fagaceae. The record is from RefSeq and is a predicted model, not a curated record. The transcript has a single exon.